AUGAUUCAAAAAAUGAGUCCAAGUCUAAGGAGGCCAUCUACAAGGUCUAGUUCAGGUUCAAGCAAUAUCCCACAAUCACCCUCAGUACGAUCAACUUCAUCGUUUUCUAACGUGAGGAAAAWCUCAAUUCGCAAUGCGUCCAAUUCAGGUUCACAAUCAGUUUCUGCAUCCUCCACAAGAAGCAGUUCGCCAUUAAGGUCUGUAUCUGCUAAGUCUGAUCCCUUUCUUCAUCCAGGUAAGAUAAGGGUCAGAAGAAGCAAUAGCACUAACAAUUGCUUGAGAAAAAAUGACACAUAUACAGGUUCAAUCACUGUAACUAUUCGGCCCAAACCGCGGAGCACCGUGGCAUCACACGACAGCGUGGGGCUUAAAUCGCCUAGAUAUUCUCAACCAAGACCCAAUCCACAAAGCGGCGGAAAUACAUUUAUUAGAGAUCCUUGGUUUAUCACUAAUGAUAAGACAAUAAUACACGAGGAGAUCGGAGAAUUCGAGUUUGACCAUGUUUUUGCCUCUCAUUGCACCAACUUAGAAGUUUACGAAAGGACCAGCAAACCAAUGAUUGAUAAGCUAUUGGUAGGGUUCAAUGCUACGAUUUUUGCAUAUGGUAUGACUGGAUCAGGUAAAACGUUUACAAUGAGCGGGAAUGAGCAUGAAUUAGGUUUAAUUCCUUUAUCCGUUUCAUAUUUAUUUAGCAAUGUAAUGGAACUUUCAAUGAAUGGCGAUAAGAAAUUCGAUGUUAUUAUAUCAUACCUUGAGAUUUAMAAUGAAAGAAUUUACGAUUUAUUAGAGAGUGGAUUAGAGGAGUCCAUUAGUAGGCCAAGCACGCCUUCAAGACUGUACAUGGGUAAGGGAAAUAGUAAUGGAUUAAGUGCUGAGUUGAAGAUUAGAGACGACACCCAAUACGGGGUGAAAGUUAUUGGCCUCACUGAAAGAAGAUGUGAAAGCAGCGAAGAGUUACUAAGAUGGAUUGCUAUUGGUGACAAAAGUAGGAAAAUUGGGGAAACUGAUUACAAUGCAAGAAGCUCCCGAUCUCAUGCUAUCGUCUUAAUUCGUUUAACGAGUACAGAUUUGAAUAGCGGUACAUCAAGGUCAAGUACGUUAUCGUUGUGUGACCUCGCAGGUUCAGAAAGAGCCACGGGACAGCAAGAGAGAAGGAAGGAGGGAUCCUUUAUCAAUAAAUCGUUACUUGCACUGGGGACAGUGAUAUCCAAACUUAGCGCUGAUAAAAUAAAUCCAACAGGCCCAAACAUACUCACGACACCGACGAGUACCGGCAGCAAUAGUACUGGAACCGCCACUAGUAAUAAUAAUAUUCCAAACAACCACAUUCCAUAUAGAGACUCCAAAUUGACGCGUUUGUUGCAACCAGCACUCAGCGGGGAUAGCAUAGUGACGACGAUAUGUACAGUGGAUACCAGAAAUGACGCGGCGGCAGAAACUAUCAAUACGUUGAGGUUCGCAUCGAGAGCAAAAAACGUCGCAUUACAUGUAUCCAAAAAAUCCAUCAUAAACAACGGAAAUAAUGACGGAGAUAAAGACCGCACUAUUGAGAUGCUAAGACGUCAAUUGGAAGACCAACGCCGGCUGAUAUCUGAUUUGAAAGGCCGCUCAAGUCCAGGUGAGGGCUCAAGUCACUUCUCGAGUGACGGCAACAUCAAGAGCAAUGGGGCCGUCGAUCCAAAUUUGGCGCUAAUGAGAGCGGAAAACCGGAUAUUGAAAUAUAAACUGGAGAACUGCGAAAAACUGCUGGAUAAAGAUGUGGUCGACCUGCAAGAUUCUGAGAUCAUAGAGAUUGUAGAGAUGUUACCAUUCGAGGUCGGCACUCUACUAGAAACGAAAUUCCAAGGACUUGAAUCACAAAUAAGACAGUAUAGAAAGUACACUCAAAAACUCGAGGACAAGAUUAUGACGCUGGAGAAACCCGGGCACACCGCAACGUCGCUAACCGGUUGCGGCGACACUGAAGUCACGGAACUGCGGAAGAUGCUCGAAAGGAAGGACAAGAUGAUUGAGGCCCUGCAAAGUGCCAAACGAUUACGAGACAGAGCCUUGAAACCGCUCACUAAUGCACACCAAACCUCGCACCCUAUUGUAAGAAACGAUAAAUUGACUUGA
Messenger RNA from Saccharomyces eubayanus, 2115 nucleotides. RefSeq names its product Kip2p (gene KIP2). Bases 1 to 2115 code for a protein of 704 amino acids. The transcript has a single exon. NCBI's taxonomy places the organism in Eukaryota, Fungi, Ascomycota, Saccharomycetes, Saccharomycetales, Saccharomycetaceae. Gene Ontology annotation, molecular function: microtubule motor activity; microtubule binding; ATP binding. The record is from RefSeq and is a predicted model, not a curated record. Gene Ontology annotation, biological process: microtubule-based movement.